AUGCGUAGAAUGUUUUCUUCUCCUGUUUUGGAUUUCAAAAAAUACAAGAAUUCUCGACCUAAGGUUCGUGUGGGUCUUCCAAAGAAGAACCCUAAAGUUUUGAAACCCGCUUUCACCAUUCCUCCCAAACUGUUACAAUCCCUUGUAGAAGACCCUAAAUGGGAUGAAAAAGGCAGCGUCACACAAAACUACAAUUCCUUCGGCGUCUUCAAUGACCCUAACUCCCUCACCGAUUCUCUUCGAGCUCCUCCUUCUGUCUCCGAUGACCCCAACGAUUCCGGCAGAUCAGAGGCAAUGUUUGCAGGGUUAGGCCAUUUUUCUAAGAAAUCAAUCAAGGUAUUGUAA
This is a messenger RNA of Vicia faba (fava bean), 345 nucleotides long. NCBI's taxonomy places the organism in Eukaryota, Viridiplantae, Streptophyta, Magnoliopsida, Fabales, Fabaceae. The record is from the annotation of a GenBank genome assembly.